CGUGAUGUUUUAUCAUAAUGAAAUAACGGUCCAGGCAGUAAACGGGGGAGAAAUCUUAUUUAUCACACUACCUUUCUGCGGUGGAGCGCUGACCAUCGGAAUUAAUUAUCCCUCCACAGAAGAAAGACUCCGCUAAAGUAAUAUGACCUCAGACCUCAAAUAAUAAACGCGCUGCUACACUAGAGGUGGAGAUGCAGUGCGCUUUGACGGCGCGUUAGGGACCCAGUUCCACUGCUGCCUUCCUCUGCCAGCCUCCUUCGGGGGAGACGGGCUCAUGGAGAAGAAUCAGUCAGUCCGCAGUGAAGGAUUGAUCAAAUGCCUUUUACAAAACAAGACCGUUAGAUGAAUCAAGGAUUAACCUGACGACCAAUGGCUCUGAAACAUGCGCGCGACAGCCCCGACGAUUUGAUCGUUGGUGGGAUAAACAAUGCUGCUGCUCGCGCGCUUGGCUCGACUGAAUGGAUAGUUGUGGGGAUGAGAGCCACCUUCUGUUCUCCCAAACACGGAAAGACACUGGGGCUCGAUGGAAUGCUGUCCAAAUGGCUUCUGCCUGUCGCUUUAGUUUUGUUGGUGAUGCAGUCGGCCACGGCGGCUGAUGAUGAAGGCCGUCAGCCUCAGUCAGCGGGGCUUGGAGGUAUGCCUGUGGCCCCAGCGCUGCAUGCCAACCUAUCCUCCAGAGCAGGGGCCAUGGCUGGGACUGGGGCUGGGGUAGCAGCAGAGAUGAAGGAGGAUGAAGGGGGUCACCAGCUAGCCUUGCCCACAGACUCUGGUGCAGUUUCUGAUAAAGCAUCAGACAGGGCCAGGGAGCAGCCAGCCUUCUCCUCGGUUCUGACCGUGGUGGCCAACCCUGACCAGAGAUCACAGGGGUCAAAGAGCCAGCAACCACAACAGGGGUCAAGCAGGAGCCCAAAGCUCCCACCUAAAGCCCAGGCCCCAAUUGUAGUGUCCAAGGUCCAGGCUACGGUUUCAGUACCUAUGGUCCAAUCUCCAGUCGUGGUGUCUAAGGUCCAGUCUCCGGUUCUGCAGUCCAAACAACCCUCGACCCUCAGUUCUGGCAGUCAGACCACAGGGCCCAUGUCUGUACCAGCAGAAACUGCAGAGCCAGGACACACAGGCAGUACCAACACCAGCACAAGCCCAGCAGACCCGUACGAGGAGCACACAGGCUCCCUGCGCCUCAUCACCAUCAAGCCCAUGGCCAGCCAGCCCACCUUCUCCUACCCCUCCUCCUCCAGCCACAGCCAGGACUCGGUGGCGCUUAACGGAGAGGUGAACCUGGGCUUGAAGCAGAAGUCAGACAUCGAGCACUACAGGAACAAGCUGAGGCAGAAGGCCAAAAGGAAGGGCUUCUCCCUCUCCGACAACGGUAGCCACGGUUACGGGCACAGAGACAGACACAGCCGUCACGACAACAGCAAGGAGCCAAUGACGGCGGAGGAGAAGAGGGCCUCGUUCGCAGGCUGUCAUCAGAGACACCCCCACACCACGACCAGGGAACCAGCCUACUGGAGCCGCCAGUCCCUGUCCAGCCCCAGCCCCGUGGAGGCAGAGAUGGACCUGCUUGUGCUCCAGGAGAGGUCCAGGAGGGGCAUACGCAACAGCGGCUACGACGGGGAGCCCGAGCCCUUCGAGGAGACCAACGUGGACCGCCUGAUGAGCUCGCUGGGCUACGGAGGCAGCCACAGGGUCACGGGUCACUCGGACUCCUCCACGCUGAGCUCCCAGCCGUCCAUCGACGAGGUCCGCCAGCAGAUGCACAUGCUCCUGGGGAACGCCUUCGGUCUGGCGCCGGACGAGCCCCCCCCUCCCGCCUCAGGCGCCGCCGCCGCCAGCCACCACCGCCACCCCCACCACCACGGCCACCCGCACAGCUCCUACAACCCCAGCCACACCAGCCCCUACUCGGAGGGGGUGACCAGCGCCCCGGGCACCAUGAACCACCCCUGUGGGGGGCGCCAGAGGCCAGGCUACGGGGAGAUGCACCAGUGUAGCUUACCCAAGCCUGGUUUUAGGUUCACACAGCUUCCUGACAUGGGUCUGGGGUCUCCGCCCCCUCUCAUCCCCUCCCGCCCCGGACCCCCCCUGGGGAGCGCGCUCAGACGCUCCACCCCUGACGUCAGCCUGAAGCCGCACGUGUCAGAGGUCUCGGAGCUCCACACCGCCCCCUAUCUGCCGCUGUCCAGAGCUCCCUUCCCUGCUGUCACUGUAGACCAGACCAUGACCAGCUACUCAGGAAACCCAAUGACAGCAGUCUACGCCAUAUCUGCCAACCGCCCUGGCUACUCGGACUACUUUGUCAUGUCGCCCCCCUCCUCCUACAGGAGCCCCUCCUGGAUGUCGUACCCCCCCGAGCCUGAGGACCUGCCCCACCAGUGGAACGACACGAACCCUCGUCAUUUAGAAACGAUAUGCUGAAGAGACAAGAUGGUCGACACUGAGAUCAUCCAGCAAACAGUGUCACCUUGGAGGGCUCACCUCUAACUGAGAACCCCGGACUCCCCUCAACCCCCCUUUGACCCCCCCUCUACCCUAUCUUCUUUCUCCAGACCAGCCCCAGACGGGCCCCGCCCCCCCCCCCCCCCCCAGCACAGUCAGGUCUGCUCUCUGAGCCCCAGGGCCCCAGCAGGCCUCCUGAGGGCCCCGGCCUCCAUCUCAACUUUCACCUGUACCCAGCAGGGCGUGGCACCGAGGCCCCCCUCCCUUCCUCUCUCUCAAUCACAGUCUCCAUACUGCAGCGCCACCCGCUGGUAUAGCUGACUGACUGACUGACUAACUGUGCUUUUUGAUGAAUAUUCAAUCCCUAUAUGGGAAGAAGAGUUUUACCUACUACUGGUGAUGGUUAUGUGUAUUUUAAAAACAACAACAAAUGAAAAAGAAAAUCGAAGAAAAAAAACCUGUCUUGAGCUGUCUCCGUUUUGGUUUUUGGAUAUUUGUGUACGUUGUCAUUUAUUUUUGUGAAUUAAAUAAUAUUAUCAUUUUCAAUGGAGAAAAAUAAAUCUAGUGGGUGUA
Molecule: messenger RNA, 3009 nt
Organism: Osmerus eperlanus (European smelt)
Lineage: Eukaryota; Metazoa; Chordata; Actinopteri; Osmeriformes; Osmeridae
Product: KIAA1549-like a
Exons: 11
Coding region: 370-2415 (681 amino acids)
Source: RefSeq, a predicted model, not a curated record